Molecule: messenger RNA, 1114 nt
Organism: Malaya genurostris
Lineage: Eukaryota; Metazoa; Arthropoda; Insecta; Diptera; Culicidae
Product: microsomal glutathione S-transferase 1-like
Exons: 3
Coding region: 340-798 (152 amino acids)
Cellular component (GO): membrane
Source: RefSeq, a predicted model, not a curated record
CUCACCGCUAGCCAUGUGUUCAGUUUGUCUUCCGCCAGACAUCACAAAAGAGCAGAUACAACUGAAGAAGAGAUGGUAUAAAUUCAACACCGUUUGAGCGUCUCUCAUUUUGAACCAGUCCCUUGUUGAUUUCGGCACGAGACUGUGCGUAGACGUGCCUCUACUAGCUAAGCUUUUUCUAGAAAAAACAACAUAACGGUUUAGCAGUGAGAAAGUUAAUGUUUAGGCAUUAGUUUUAGUUCGAAGUCGAAAGCCAGCAGUUCGGUAAAAGCAGCUCGCUACAGAAAAGAAAGUGCAAGUUUAGUCGAAGAAUUACCAAAGAAUAUCAAAUUUGCAAGCAUGGCCACUAUCAUCUGGGAAAACUUGGACACGGAACUAUUCCGGACGUACGCCUUCUGGAGCAUCAUACUGGUGCUGAAAAUGCUGGCCUUGUCACAGCUAACAUCGCUGAUAAGAGUACGCAAGGGGGUGGUUGCCAACCGCGAGGAUGCUGCAAUGAUCAGCCCUACAGCGAAGCCCAUAUUCGACGAUCCUCAGGUCGAACGAGUACGCAGAGCCCAUCGCAACGACCUGGAAAACAUACUGCCCUUCUUCCUGGUGGCUUUUCUGUACCUACUGACCCGACCAGAUCCAACCCUGGCUGCCAAUCUCAUCCGGAUAGCGGCCAUCAGUCGUAUCGUUCACAGUAUCGUAUAUGCGGUGUUCGUGGUGCCACAACCGGCACGGUUGUUGAGCUAUGCGGUGACCCAGCUGGUGAUGGCAUACAUGGCCUUCAAGUGCAUCUGCUUUUAUCUGUGAAUAAAUGUUUCACUUUUUUUUGUGUCUGCAUGAGAAUAAAUGAUCUAAUAAAGUUCGGGUGAAUGGGAAGCAACUGAAACGUUUUAUCUUCUUGUGGUCUUCAGAGCAUUUGUGAAUUGCGAAAGGAAAUAUUAGACCAAUCAGUAUUCAGCAACAGGAAAGCAACACUCUUCCGAUAGGUCGUAACGAGCUGUACAAUCCAAUGAGUCACGCGUUUCAAUACUUUCACGUCACCCCGGAAAGUGACUCAAGCAAUUAUUUAUAGAUAACUGCUUCCACGUAUCUUGAUUUAGUUAGAUCUGGAAGAAAAAUUCUU